UAGGCGUUAAUUAGACUUCACAACAGUUUGUGUGUUUUAAUUUAGGAUUUCGUUGAUUAUUGUUUGUGAUCUAUUUUCAACAUCUGGAUUGAGUAUUGCUAGUGUGUUGAAGUAAUUAAUUUCCACUUUGAUGAACUUCUGACAAACAACAUGGCUGCCAGUACACCUAUGACACAAUCAGGCACAGGUAGAGGACCAGCUCCACCCCUUCCAGAGAAACCUCCUUCAGUGGCGGAGAGAACUAGACUUCUAAAAUCAAGUUUUCGUAAGGAUGAUGUUGAUAAACCGAAAGUUGUAUGUUCAAGUCCAAUAGUAGAAAGAGCAGCAACACUACCACACAGUCUUGAGACAAAUGGGGAUAAGUCUGAGACUCCAUCUCCUGCUAGUAGUGUGGGGUCCAUGACUGGUGUAGGGGUUAAAGCCUCCACUCCGGACUCCGUUAAGGACUUGCCACCCAAGCCGGCAGUAAGUCCACCAGCUUUAAACGCAAAGCGGGAAGCAUUUUUCAAAGAUGCACCAAAAUUUGAUCCAGCAGCAAGAUUUGCAGCUGAUCGUGAAAGACGAGAGGAAAGAACUAGAGAACCAGUAGCUUCCAAAGAUGACGAUAGAGAGAAAGAACAUCAUAAAGAAAGAAAACAUGGAGGAGGAGACGCAGGAUCAAAAGAAUUGGAAGGAUAUGUUGGAUUUGCUAAUUUACCGAACCAAGUUUAUAGAAAAUCUGUUAAAAAAGGAUUUGAAUUCACACUUAUGGUAGUUGGUGAAUCAGGGCUUGGGAAAUCAACGCUGAUCAACUCAUUAUUUUUGUCUGACUUAUAUAGUAGUGAUUAUCCUGGACCAUCACACAGAAUACAGAAAACUGUUAAGGUGGAUACAACACAAGUAGUUUUGAAAGAAAAUGGAGUACAGUUAAAGUUAACGACAGUAGACACACCAGGGUUUGGUGAUGCUGUGGAUAAUAGUAACUGUUGGCAGCCAGUGAUAGACUAUAUAGACAGCAAAUACGAUGAAUAUUUAAAUGCUGAGUCACGAGUCAACCGAAUCACAAAUGCUGAUACAAGAGUCCAUGUAUGUUGUUACUUCAUUGCACCUACAGGUCACGGAUUAAAACCAUUAGAUGUAGAAUUUAUGAAACGUCUCCACGAUAAAGUUAAUAUCAUCCCCAUUAUAGCCAAGGCAGACACUUUAACUCCCGAUGAGUGUCGAGAAUUCAAGAAAACUAUAUUGAAUGAAAUCGCUCAACACAAGAUAAAGAUUUAUGAAUUUCCUGAAUGUGAUGAUGAAGAGGAAAACAAGCUACAGAAAAAAAUGAGGGACCGAGUGCCUUUUGCAGUCAUAGGCAGCAACAGAGUAAUAGAAUCAGGUGGAAAAAAGGUCAGAGGUCGACAGUAUCCAUGGGGUAUUGUAGAAGUGGAAAACUUAGAACAUAAUGACUUCAUUGCAUUACGGAAUAUGCUAAUCAGAAAACAUAUGCAAGACCUUAAAGAUGUGACAAACAAUGUACAUUAUGAGAACUUUAGAUACAACAAACUAGCUCCUACUUCAGUGGAUGGAAAUAAAAUUAAACCAGGAUCAUUAUCAAAAGAUCCAUUAACUCAAAUGGCUGAGGAGAAACGAGACCAUGAUAUUAAAAUGAAGAAGAUGGAGGCUGAAAUGGAACAUGUUUUCGAAACUAAAGUAAAAGAAAAAGAACAAAAACUUAAAGAAUCAGAAGCAGAUUUGCAAAGAAGAUCAGAACACACAAAGAAAAGUUUAGACCAACAACAAAAAGAAAUGGAUGAUAAAUGGACACAAUUUCAAAAAGAGAAAAAAGCCUGGGAAGAAGCAAUGGGAAUUUCAGGAUCAAAUGAAAAUAUUAAAGAGUCACAUGAUACAAACAUGUCUUCAACUACAGGAAAACGAGUAGUUAACAGCUCACACAAAAAAGACAAAAAAAGGCUAUUUUAGUAAAUGACAGUUUAUCUAUGACGAGACUCAACAUUGGCAGUGUUUGCUAAAGUAACAGUAUUGCUUUGUUGGAAAUGAAAUGAAUUGCUCACAUUGCCAUAGAAACAAUAACAAAAGGUGCUGAAAUUUUACUGCAAGAAUGUAGUAAGGAUUAUAUUGUGAUGAUAGUAUUAAAGAUGGCCAAAGACAUUGAUGUUUGCAUGGUCAGAUUAACCGUAUAUUUGUUUUGAAUUAUUCAUGCUCUCAAACAAACUUGGGUCUGGCAAACUUUUGUUUUGGGCUAGAACUGUUUAAUUUAAUAAUUUUCAUAAUGAUAAAGAUUCAAAGCCAUUUCUCAAUCUAGCACCAUUUUUGUAUUUCAAAGAUAAUUGUAUGCAUUAGUGGUGUUAUAUAAGCAUAAUAAAAAUUGUUUACUUCAAUAACAAUGAAAUUUUUAAGUUCAUCAUUCAAUUUUUUAAAAUGAUUAUUGAAUUAUUGAGCUAGUUGUGGAAUAAAGUUAUUGUGCUUUGUUUGUGGUCAACACCAUGCAAAUUUUCUUAACAUUUAUAAUUUGAUACCCAUAUGUUUAUAAGUGUCCAUUUUUUAUCAAUUUAAAUGCUGCCUUAACAUUUUUUACCUGAAAAAAAACUUUUAUUGUCUGUAUGUUAUACAAUUUAAAACCUUGAGUAAAAAAAAACUUUGGAUAUUGUUUUAAUACCACUUUCAUGACUUUGUGAUUCAUGCAAAGCAUUUUGACCAGUCUUGUGUUGGAUUACAUUUCAUCCAGCAUUUCCUUCAUGACAAUUUUCGAAGUAUUUCUAAAUAAAGGCCAUGCAAAUAUUUUUAUGCUCCCACUGUAGUGGAGGGGGCAUUAAGUUUUACCCUUGUUUGUUUUAUAUUUGUCAUCAAAAGAUAUAUGUGUUGUUGUCCAUUUUGUACAAAUGUGUAUUGUUAUUAACAUUCUGUGUCAAAAUUUUAGUUUGACAUUGAUUUUGAUCAGCUACAAAAUUUAAAGAUAAUAAUGAUUUUAUUGGUUUUUUUGUGCAUUUUUCCUGUGAUCUUUUUUUGUGAUAAUUUUGAUAUCAUGCUACUCCCUUGAGAUGGAAAAUUAUUGCUAGAAACUAAGCAUGCAAGUGAUGUUGCUAACGAAAUUGACAUGAAAUUGACAACGUUGCCAUAGGUAAAAUAGCGAUAAAUAGAUUAUCAUUGUUCAUCUCAACGGGAUUGCCUUUCUUGCUUUCGCUGCCCUGGCUCAAGCGAGAAAAUCAAUCUCGUUGAGAUAAUCAACGAUAAUCUAUAAAUACUUAUUUUUUUGAAAUAUUGUUUGCUGAUUGUCCUAGACUGGUAAAAAGAUUCUGAAAAGGAGAAAGAGACUUACAAAAUGAAAUUGUUAACAACUUGGAUUUCUCAAAAAGGGUACAAAACAUAUUUAUGCAUAUAUUAAGAUAAAAUCUGGCCUAAAUUAUAAACACCAUGUACAUAUUUGUGUCCUACAAAUGAAUGUCAGGAUUUGUAAUUAUAUUAUUGUUAUUUAUCAUAUAUUAAUAUAUUCACUUAAAUUGGAUAACUUUUGGGGUUUCAUUGGUUUUUUUGGGGGGUAUUUCUUAGUGAACAUCUCAUAACUUGAUUAAAAAAAUCAUAUAAAAAUUCAAGAAAUGCUGUAGGCAUUAAUUAUCAUUUUACAUGUGAAUUUAACAAAAUUGACAGAAGAAAAAAAUUGCAACAUAAGUUUAAAUUUGUUUCUUAUACAUUUGUACUAUAGUAUAGUUUUUGCCUUCACAUCAAAUGAGAUAUUUCAUGAUGUUUCCAUUAUAUGGGGGGAAAUUCCGUGUAAAUGAACAUAAUUGUAUAAAACAUCUUACAAGUCUUUGUAUGCAUUUGUGUUAUUGAUUAAGGCAGAACAGUAUGAAAAAUCAGUCAAAUCGCUUGGCUUAUAUUGUUUUCUGCUUUGAGCACUUUUUGAUUGUUUAAGUUUUUAUUUGUUUAAGUUGGAAUCAUUAUAUUUGUAAGAAAUUAGUUGACUUAAAACAAUAAUUUUCAUUUGAUUUGAAAUUCAAUAAUGAUAUUUUUUUUUGCAAAAGUUGAUAUUGACCUGUUAACUUGAAACUUUUUAAAGUUGUAUCAUUCUUUCAAUUUUAAAGAAAAAUCUAAAAGUUGCCACAUUUUGAAUUAUAAGAUAUUCAAAAUAUCUUCAAAAUAUUGAUGAAAUCCAAUUAUUAUAGGAAAAGUUAGUUAAACACGUGUUCAUAAUUUUAUUUAUUUGAUUAUUUUUUCAAUUAAAAGUUAUUAAAUACUCACAUUCAGCAAAAUACUGCAGAGAACAGCUUUCUUUUUUAUUUGUCUAGUCAAAUUGUAGUUUGUAGAAAAAAUCAGAUGUAUCUGUAUCCUUGAAAUGGCCAUAUUUUCUAUAAUUAUUAUGCAUCUAAAGCACAGAUACGUGUGCCCAAAAAAAUAAAUAUUUCUCAUGUAUAAGGUGUAAAAAUAUCAAUGUUAUGUUACAGUUUAGAUAUUUCAUUUUAUAAAAGAUGUCAACUUCUGGUAUCUGAUUAUAAAUCUGUAAUACAAAUUUAAUAACUAUUUCAUCAUCUUACAUUUUAUGCAAGUCUUUCUGAAUAUGUAAUUAAACCAGUCAACUUAAAACAAUAAUGAUUUUUUUUAAGUUGUUCCAUUUUGCUUCAAUUUCUAUGCAGAAUCUUCAUAUGUGAACAUUGCUUUAUUGUUGGUCAUAUUAAUUUUGUACUCAUUAAUAAAUGUAUUAUUGUAAUAAAAUAAAAUAAUAAAAAACAGACUUUAUAAAAGCUGUAUAGAACAAUUUUGUCUGUUGUGUUAUGUAAUGUAAUAUGAUUUUUCCUUCCAAAACUGUCACUGUAUCUUGGUAGAUCAAACCACAAACUGUAAGCCACUACUCAAACAACAGCAAUAAAGAAGAACUCUACUUUGACAAUACGUCUUUGUCAUUUGUAUCAACCUCCAAUCUAAUUAAAAUUAAAUCUCUCACUCGCUCAUUUUUUAAUGCUUGAAAAUUAGAUCUCUCACUUGCUCAUUUUUUAAUACUUGACCAAGCAUUAAAAAAUGAUCGAGUGAGAGAUUUAAUUUUAAUUAGAUUGAUCAACCUCAAUCUACAGUUGGAAAUUCAACCAAAGCUUGAAUGUCCUUAAAAUUGCCUUGUAGAUAUUAGAGGAAACUUGGCUUUCUGAAAAAAUAUUUAUGUUAACUGGUAAAUGUUUAUGCCACUGUCAAGAACUGAUACUUUUACCUCUGUACAUGUCUUACCUCAUAAUAGGUAUCAAGAUGUUUUCAUAAGUCAGCAUUUAUCAAAUCUUUUGAAUGUAGAACUUUUGUAAACUGUUCUAUUUUACCCAUUUCACUUUUGUCUUCCCACAUAGCAACUCAUAAGACAAAAGGUUUACCUAGCCAAUUUUAAUUCAGAACAAUUAUAUAAAAAAGAAGGUGCGGUAUGAUUGCCAAUGAGACAACUAUCCACAAAAGACCAAAACGACACAAACAUUAACAAAUUACUUGAGAAAACCUAAAUCAAAUCAUUUGAAAUUUAGAAAUGCAAUGUAUUGUUGUUGACCACUUAGUUUAGACCCAGUUCAAUUUUCACAGCUUUCACUUUCAUCUGAAGAGUGAUAACCCGAGUAAGACACCACCAAAACAUUUGAAAAAUGAAAUGUUAGGGACCACUUAACACAGAUUUUAAUUAAGAGUGACAAAUUUCACUUUUGUCUUUCAAGAAAAUACCCCUUAUUAAAUAGGAAAAUAGCAACAAUUUUUGUUUCUGGAAGAUUACUUUAGUAAACAUGUACUAACCUACUUGAAAUUUGGGAAUUAUAUUAGAAUUAACCUAACAUAGAACUUGUUUCUAUUUGUUUUUCUGGAGUUUGUAAUCUGAAAGUUACUGCUACUAGUGGUUUCUAAAUAGGUGAGUUAUUGUAUUAUUGAUAACAGCUUACAGAGAAUUGUUAGAACGGAUAGAGGUUUUUGUUUAUGCAUGAAGAAAAUAACAAUUUUCUUUCAGAAAUAACCAAUGAUGGAAAUUCAUAACAUGAUUACUGACCAUUGGUCACUAACAGGAAGAAGAUUAUAACAUUCUAGAUUCUAUUUCUGAUUUGGUUUUGUUUUUUGCAUCUGUGUAGAAUCAGAGCCCUUUGAAAUAUUUUAAAAAUAGCAAAAUUCUUAGAAAAUUUACCGAAAUCAAGUAAUGGUAUAAAUACAAGUCAUUUUGAUAUAUACAAAAAUACAGCAAAGGCUGUUGGGCUAAAAUUAAUUACUUGAUAAAGAAAAGGGAUUGUGAAUGUUGAAACUAAGUAAUUGUGAUCGGUUGGAUAUUAUGUUUUAAUUGAAAUUUAUAAGUACUAUCUUCUUUAAAAAGGAAACAAUCAAUGUACAUUUGACCGAUUUUUUAUUCUAUUUUUAUUUCUAUUUUUUAUUGUAUUUUUUCAGCUCACACAAGAAAGAAAAGAAAGGCUAUUU
Messenger RNA from Mytilus trossulus (common blue mussel), 6399 nucleotides. Its product is annotated as septin-7-like. Gene Ontology annotation, molecular function: GTPase activity; GTP binding; molecular adaptor activity. Gene Ontology annotation, biological process: cilium assembly; cytoskeleton-dependent cytokinesis; intracellular protein localization. The transcript has 14 exons. NCBI's taxonomy places the organism in Eukaryota, Metazoa, Mollusca, Bivalvia, Mytilida, Mytilidae. The coding region runs from base 151 to 1944 and encodes 597 amino acids. The record is from RefSeq and is a predicted model, not a curated record. Gene Ontology annotation, cellular component: cell division site; microtubule cytoskeleton; septin ring.